Hyaloperonospora brassicae is the source of this 1323-nucleotide messenger RNA. The record is from the annotation of a GenBank genome assembly. Lineage: Eukaryota; Oomycota; Peronosporomycetes; Peronosporales; Peronosporaceae.
AUGAAAGCCUUCGAGACGGCCUCGUCACCCACACCGCCGGCGCUGGCGACCGCUGACGCCGGCGACGUCACCGACCUCGAGUUCAUCGGCGCCACGAACCGCGACAUGUUCUCGUGGCUGCUCUUCAACUCGGAGAACAUGGCGGCUGUCACCAGUGGCCUCGCGGCAGUCGACGCGCCGCCCGCGUCGCUAAGCGACGACCCCUUCCGUCUGCUCGCAUCGGGCAGCGACGACGCGGGUCUGUCGCUCGGGCCCACGAGCGCUCUUCCGAACGAGACGCUGCUGUCGGCCGUGACGCCCGUCACGACGACAGCGCCCGCGACGCCGUCGGCGCCGACGAAGCCGCUCGCGACCAAACGGGGCAAGAAACGGCCGCCAGUGGGUACGGACGCGGCAGCGAAAGAGCUGCUCGCGGCCAAGAGCGCAGUGACCAACACGGAAGGGCUGUUGCGGCACUUGGAGAGCGCGAACAAUGCGCUCGUGCAGAAGCGACAAGCGGGGCAGAAGGCGACGUCGUUGUCGGCCACGUCGUCGACAAUGGCAAGGGCGCCAGCCGACAAGGCGUCGACGUCGAGCAGCGGCAGCGACAACAGCUCGAGCGACGUGACGACGUUGCAGCGCAAGCUGAAGCUCGAGCGCAAUCGCGAGUCAGCGCGCGAGUGUCGGCGUCGGAAGCGCGAGCACAUUUUGGGCGUCGAGGAGCGCUGUCGGCAGCUCGAGCGCGAGAACAUGGAGCUCCGUGGACAGCUCAAGGCGGGGAAAGAGGCGAUUCGACAGGAGGAGCGGGAGAAGAACCGCGUGUGCGAAGAGCUCGAGAAGAUGAUCCAACUCGGCGCCUCGGAGAAGGAGCUGGCCGAGAAGAUUGACAACUUUAAAGAGCAGUACUCGGACUAUGGCCAUGGCCGCCGGUCGGCGCUGAGCUACCACUUGCAUCAGAUCGAGCGGUUGCUCUUGCCGACGCAAGUGACGAAAAUGUGCAUCUGGGCGCUGCGGCAGGACGACAGUUUCUGGCAAGACGAGGAAGACGAGACGAGUUUGCCCGUGAUUUUGGCCAAAGAGCUCGGCCUGAGCGAAGACCAGAAGAAGAAGAUCCAGCAGCAAAGAGGGUCGAUCUCGCUGAUCUGCGAGAACCUCAAGAGUGCACUGGGCCUGCUGGCGGAGCUCAAGACGGAAGUGACGAACAAGAACUCGACGCUGGACAUGGAGAUGGACAAACUGCAGAAUAUUCUCACCCCCACUCAACGCGCCAAGUUUAUUGUGUGGGUGACCAACAACCAAGCGUGUAUGCAUUUGCUGAACAAGCUGUGGCGAAGUGUGCUUUGA